GCAGUUGCCAGUGCCACCUCACAUUUUCUUCUCUUUGCGCGGCGAGAGAGAAAACACUCUCUUCCGGUUCAAAUAUUUCAGAUAAGAAAACCAAAAACACAGAGGAAAAAAGAGAGAGAGAGACGAGAGAAAAAUUCCCGCUCUCUCUUUUCUCUCUGUAUUGCUUCCUCCGUAGGGUUUCCUCUUUCCCCUUUCACUGUUUUUCUCAUCUUCUUCAUCCUCUUCGCCCUUCACUUCCGCAGCAUUUCUCUCAAAUUUCUCUAACUUCGUUUCGGCAGUUGAUUCGAAUUUCUCCGCCUUCUCACCGGUUUCACGCGCCUGCAUGAUUGGAGGAGCUUUCGUGCUGAAUGAUCAUGAAGAUGUUUUUGUUCCCAGCGGUGUAGAACAUCUUCCUUCCCGUACAUAAUACAUUUUCCUAGUCUCAAUGGUAUGCUCAGUUGGAAAUGGGAGGAUGGCAGUGAUGACAAGGCUUCUGGCUGCUGGGAGUUUCUCUCGAAGUAUUGCAGGUAAACCGAGAGAGAACUUCGUGAUGCAGAUGAAGCAAAUUUAAUUGACGAGGAAGGUGUGUACCUAAUCCCACUUUAGUUAUUGCACGAUAUGCACGUUUUUGGUUUGAAGCCUAUGGUUGAUCCUCUGAACUUGGUUUGCUGCAAUAUUUGUAAGAAGCCAGUAAAGGCCAGCCAAUAUAUCAUUCAUUCAGAACUUUGCAGGUCAUUAGGCUUUGGACAAGGAACUAUAAUGGACCUUGAUGGUGGGAUGGGUCAUAGAAAACACUCAAGGAAGGAGAAGAAAAAGAUACUACCUGUUGAUGCUAAUAUAUCAGCUGUGGAGAAAGAAGGGUCUGAAUCAACAUAUGCUAACUAUUCUGUUGCACCUGCAUUUCCAAUUAAUAACCAAUUUGAAAUGGUCAAGUUGACAAAAAGAAAUUCAACUUGUACUGUGGCAACUAUACUGGAUGAUGAUACAGGAGUCUGUUCUGAUGUUGUAGACCAUGCAGCUAGUCUGAUACAUCCUUCGACAAAGCGGUCCAAAUUGAUAACUGGUGAAGGGCUGUUACUGGCAUCUGAUUUAGAACCAUCGUCAGCUAAAACAAAAAUUAGAAAUGUUCCGUUUCCCCUUGCAAGUAAAAUAUAUUACUCUCAAAGAAAUAACCGUUUGCGUUCGGCCCUUGGUUAUCUUUACUGGGAGGCUGUUGCUUCUAGCAAGGAAAUUUGUAAUAUGGUAGAUCAUCAAAUGACUAAGGAAAAUAUAAAACUAUUUCACAAUACUUCCCAGGAGGAGUCGUCUCAAGAGCAAACAAGUGAUAUUAUUGGAAAUAAGAUGGAUAGUCAGCCGACUCAGCCCUUAACCUCUGCAUGGAAAUCUGACCAUAAUCUGACCAUAUUCUCAUCCGGGAAAUGUCUGCCUGCCAGUGGUGCCUCAAAUAAGUUUGUCAUUGGCAGCAGUGUUGCAUGGCCACAGAUUGCUCCAGUUGAAUUGACACAAAAAAAGACUAUCUACCUAGAAGGCUAGACCUAACUAUUUUGAAGGAUAGACUAGACAACAGCCAAACAGAAGUAUCCCUGUUGUAUAGAAGUCUUGGUGGCACUUUUUUGUAGGCACAGUGGUACAUGUAAUUAACCCUAAAACUUGAGGUUAGGACCAAGAUUCUGUAUUUUGAUAUUGGCAAUGAAAAUUGUUUAAAAUUAUUCAUUCUUUCUUUGUAUUUAA
Benincasa hispida (wax gourd) is the source of this 1710-nucleotide messenger RNA. Lineage: Eukaryota; Viridiplantae; Streptophyta; Magnoliopsida; Cucurbitales; Cucurbitaceae. The record is from RefSeq and is a predicted model, not a curated record.